Cuscuta epithymum is the source of this 1834-nucleotide messenger RNA. The record is from the annotation of a GenBank genome assembly. Lineage: Eukaryota; Viridiplantae; Streptophyta; Magnoliopsida; Solanales; Convolvulaceae.
UUGGCUUCCAUAUUUAUAUUUAUCUGCUCAACUAGCUUGAUAUCAAAAGUACAGACUAUAAAAAUUAAAAUUAAAAUUAAAUAAAGAGCAUAAAUGCCGACACUCUAGGAUUUCCAGCUGUGACCCUGAAAAGCAUAACUGAACCCUAACUGCGGUUAAGCAAUUAACCAUGGUUACUUCCCUCAACCACAAUUAAUACCACCAUCUCUGCAACUCUCAUCCCCAUCUUUGAGAUCUUGCUUCGCCAUGGGUGCACUUCAUAUUCUCCUGUUAGUAACGGCGUCCAUGAUUGCCGUUUCCUCCACCGUCACCACCGCCCACAACAUCACCGAGAUCCUUGCCGGUCACCCGGAGUACAGCGAUUUCAACAGAUACCUCUCUCAGACUAAGCUCGCCGACGAGAUCAACUCCCGAACCACCAUCACCGUUCUGGUUCCCAGUAACGGCGCUUUCUCUGCCGUUACAGCCAAUCACUCACUUUCCACCAUCAAAAACAUUCUCGAGCUCCACGUCUUGCUUGACUACUGGGAUGGAGGUAAGCUCCAUGAUAUGACCAAAGGUACAAGCAUGAGCACCACCUUGUACCAGACCACCGGAAGUGCCCAGGGAAUCGCCGGCACCCUCAACAUUACCGAUCAGAAAGGUGGGAAGGUUGGGUUCGGAUCUGCUCUUCCCAAAUCGCCUAUCACCUCUCAUUACGUCAAGGAGAUUAAGAAAAUUCCGUAUAAUAUAUCCGUGGUUCAGAUCGACGAGCCUAUCAUUGUCCAGGCGGUCGUCGAUGCUGCGGCUCCGACGGGUUCCGAUUUCAACAUCACCGCCGCCCUCGAGAAGGCUGGGUGUAAGACUUUCGCAGGCUUGUUGAUUUCUUCCGGCGUUAUUAAGAAUUUUGAGAAGAAUGUCGACACAGGGUUGACCGUCUUUGCCCCCAACGAUGAGGCUUUCAAGGAGGACAGCUUGCCGGAUCUGAGUAAACUUAGCAAUGCCGAUCUGGUUGCGCUCUUACAGUAUCACGCCGUCGGGGGGUACACUCCGAUGGGGACGUUGAAGACCUCGAAGGAACCCCUUUCCACUCUCGCUGCUAGCGGCGCCGGAAAGUAUGUGCUCGGUACGAAGAAGGAUGGAGACUCCGUCAGUCUCACCACCGGCGUGGAUUCGUCGAAGGUUGCUUCAACGGUGAUAGAUUCGACGCCGCUCUGCAUCUUCACCGUCGACAAUGUGCUCCUCCCUACUGAGCUCUUCGGGAAUGCGCCUUCUCCGGCUCCGGCGCUCUCUCCAGAUGUCUCUCCUGCACCGGCGCCUGAAGUUUCGGACGCCCCAAGUCCGUCUGUGGCAGAUGCUCCGGCUCCCUCCCUCUCUCCACCCGCUCCUCCGACCUCGUCUCCCGGCGGCGCUCCGGCGGAUAGCCCAGCAGAUGAUUCCGAGAACAGCACCGGCAGCCAGAACGACGCCGGCAGCUUUGUUCCGUCGCUUUUCACCGUGCUUUCAGUGUCAGUGCCGAUGUUUGCAUUCAUUUACAUGUCCUAAUCUGUCAUUUUGUAUGAUACAGUAAUUAUUCGCUUAAAUUAUUUCACCCUUUUUGUUGUUCUGCUUUUUUACCUUGUGUGUGGAUUUGAAUCUGGAGAGAGAGGGGUUUUCACUUCUCAUAUUUACAUUCAUUUAUUUACGUGGAAAUUUAAUGUAUGUUUGGUUGAGAUUAAAUAGAAUCAAGAUAAGAUUGUUUUAGGACUACUGUUUUGUGCUAAACUAUCGCUGAUCAGCCAACCUUUGAAAUGAUGAUAGGAUUUGAACGAAAAUAAAAAUUAUGAAUAAAAAUGUGACUCUUGAAAAUUGCUUA